This is a messenger RNA of Lactuca saligna, 2574 nucleotides long. The record is from the annotation of a GenBank genome assembly. Lineage: Eukaryota; Viridiplantae; Streptophyta; Magnoliopsida; Asterales; Asteraceae.
AUGGAAAUCGAACAUGUAUCGUCUGGUUCGAGUGUCUGCUUCAUCUCCUCCUUCUUUGGUGAACUUCGUCAAUAUGCUCUAAGAUUUUUGUGGUUCGGUUGGCGGGCUUUGAAAUGGGGGAAUACUCCACUUGAUGAAGCAAAAUUAUCUGGAAACAAAAUAUUGAUGAAAUUAUUAGAAGAAAGAAAGUCUUUUCAUAUGUCAGAAUUUCCUUCAUGUUCUCAAGAAACAAGAGAUAAAAUGUUACCAAAGAAAUGUACAAUAUACACGUUUCAACCAUGGGAACAAAAAGAUGAAAGAAAAUCUGGAGUUGUGUUGUGGGUCUUGGACACCAUUGACGAACUCAUGAAAACAACAACUGAGCAUUUGAAGUUGGAGAUUGUAUUGGGGUUUGUAGGGUAUUUAAAUUGUAGGCGUUUUUCAGGUGAAGAUGUUGACCUCAUAACCGUAGGCCACUGCUCAAAAGAAAUUCCCUUGAUGGAGACUAUAUGUUUCCAAGAAAACCCACAAAUUUCAAGAGAUAAAUUCCUUCAGUUUUUGAGUAAAUCAGACAAGUUUGUGGUGUUUCCUGCUAAUUUAAGUUUUCUAGGCUUCGAAGAACAUAUUGGUAGAGGCGCUUUUGGAGCUGCUUUUCUUGUUCUCCAUAAGAUUGAAAAAAAGAAGUAUGUCAUGAAGAAGAUUAGGUUGAAUAAACAAACUGAGAAGUUUAAGAAAACAGCGCAUCAAGAGAUGGAUUUGAUAUCACGACUUAAUCAUCCAUAUGUUGUGGAGUACAAGGAUGCUUGGGUGGAUAAGGCGGGAAUAUGCAUAGUGACUGCUUAUUGUGAAGGAGGAGACAUAGCCGAGCUUGUACGAAAGGCUAGAGGAGCAUAUUUCCCGGAAGAGAAACUCUGCAAAUGGCUAACACAACUAUUAUUGGCAUUGGAUUACUUGCAUACGAAUCGUGUCCUUCAUAGGGAUUUGAAGUGUUCCAACAUAUUCCUCACAAAGGAGAACGAUAUCCGUCUUGGUGACUUUGGACUUGCAAAACUUCUCAAUUCAGAAGACCUUGCUUCCUCGGUUGUGGGCACACCCAACUAUAUGUGUCCAGAACUCCUUGCAGACAUUCCUUAUGGCUAUAAAUCUGAUAUUUGGUCACUUGGUUGUUGCAUGUUUGAAAUUUGUGCACAUCAACAACCAUUUCGAGCUCCCGAUAUGUCGGGACUUAUCAACAAAAUAAACAGAUCCACGAUUUCUCCUCUCCCCAUCGUAUAUUCUUCAACAUUGAAACAGAUCAUAAAAACCAUGUUAAGGAAAAGUCCGGAACAUAGACCAACAGCGGCGGAACUGCUAAGACACCCACACUUACAACAUUACCUCCUAAAGUGUCACAACCCGUCUUCUGUAUUUCUACCCGUGAAGCCUCCAAAUAGCCCAAAAGACAACAAAACUCCAAAAAAACAUUCUCCCAUGAAACAAAACGACACAAAAGAAAAAGAACGUGAUGUACAAGUCCUUAAGCAGAAAGUACAAGUCACAAACGAAAACGCUGAGAUCCCGGUUAGAAGUUUACACAACAACCCGAUAUUCAUGGAAGAAACAAAUCUCGAGACCAAAAGAGUGGACCCCACGAGUUACUUUAGUGGGGACACGAGUUGCGAGACAACAACGGUUUGCAACGGGGAUGGGCCGGAAAAAGUGAGCAUGAAAUCGAGUUCUCUGGAUCUUCUUUCGAAUGGAGAGCAAGAGGAAACAAGUCCUCAAAUUCUCGAAAAACGUGACGAGGGUAAUUUGGGAAAUGAGAAAAAAGAUAAUCUUGUGGAGGAGACUACUACAUCGAACACAGGUGAAUUGGGUGAUGAAGAGAAUGUGUCGAAUCGGGUGAUUAUUUGUGAGGUGGAUACGCAAACGCAACCGCAACCGCAACCGAGAGCCGUUGAGUCUGAACCGGUUAAGCUGGUUGUGGACCAGGAGGCUGAGAAGGGUGCACCGGUGGCUGAACCAGAACCAUCGUCUGAAUGGCUGAACCCGACUCAACAAAGGGCUGAUGCGUUAGAGUCUUUGCUUGAGUUAUGUGCAAGGUUGCUAAAACAAGAGAAACUUGAAGAGCUUGCUGCUGUUUUGAAACCGUUUGGGGAAGAAACGGUUUCUUCAAGGGAAACAGCGAUUUGGUUGACUAAAAGUCUCAUGGGUGCACAGAAAUUUGCGGGUGGUGGAUCUUGAAAUCUUGGAUUCGUGUUGAGAUUAUUGACUUUUUUUUUUUGGAUAGUUUGAUAGAGUUAAGUGUGUAUCUAUGAGUAUGAAUGGUUUUGGGAGUUUAAAAGAGGAUUUGAGUAACUUUGUCCUUUGAAAUGUGUGGGGGGUGGUAUUUGUUGGUGUAAAUACGUUGACUAUCUCCCACACUUUAAGCAUACAAAGGGCUAAAAAAUUUAACUUUUUGUGUUUGUGUGUUUGGUUGUUGGUGUGGGAUCUUUCUUAUAUGGGUGUUGUAAGGUUGUUUAUGAAGCCAAGUUUCAUUUUUUUGUUUACGAAUAUUAUGUUUAUAGGGUACUUUUACAUUAUCUUGGAAUUUUUGUUGGUGAUUUUUGGUAGAUA